Molecule: messenger RNA, 2791 nt
Organism: Schistocerca serialis cubense
Lineage: Eukaryota; Metazoa; Arthropoda; Insecta; Orthoptera; Acrididae
Product: beta-mannosidase-like
Exons: 14
Coding region: 1-2742 (913 amino acids)
Biological process (GO): glycoprotein catabolic process; carbohydrate metabolic process
Molecular function (GO): beta-mannosidase activity
Source: RefSeq, a predicted model, not a curated record
AUGGCGAAGCUCGCCAUGACCACGACCAUGAAGACACUGACGUUGACGCUGCUAGCAGCCGCGACCCUUUUGGGCCGAGCUGAAGGCCUCAUAAGACUUUCUCUGGACGGUGACUCCUGGACGGCCUCCAACGGCAACGGCUCCAUCACAGUUCCUGCAAGUGUUCCUGGCGGCAUAUAUUCAGACCUCAGAGCUGCUGGAGUCUUACCUGAAGAUAUCUACUAUCGCUUCAAUGAUGCUGAGUAUCGCUGGGUGUCUUAUGAAAAUUGGACAUACUCGACAACAUUUCAAGUCAGUUCUGACAUCAAGAAUAAAAGGAACAUUACUCUACUUUUUAAUGGAGUGGACACAAUUGCUGACAUAUAUCUGAAUGAAAAUUACAUUAGUUCAACAGAAAACAUGUUUCUUCGAUACUUUUUCCCAGUAGAAGAUUAUAUACAGGAGGGAGAAAACAUUCUUGAAGUGAGAUUUCAGUCUGCAGUGAUAUCAGCCUUGGAACGUUUUAUGGCAGAAGAUUAUAUUGUACCACCUGAGUGUGUACCAGAUGAAUAUCAUGGAGAAUGCCAUGUAAAUUUUUUGCGUAAAAUGCAGUCAUCUUUCUCUUGGGAUUGGGGACCUGCUUUCCCAUCAGUCAGCAUAUGGAAAAAUGUAGAGCUGCUUGCUGCAAAUAAUGGUUACAUCAAGAAUUACUAUGUUUCUGUGCUGUUUAAUGAAACAAGCCAGGUGUAUGAGGUAACUCAGCAUGUGGAGAUUUCUCCUUAUGAUACUAUGUGUGAUCAGUUAACAUUAGGAAUAAAUACACUUCCAGGAGGAAAUAACAGAAAUCAAGCAAAGACGAUGAAAAUAACAUCAGACCAAUUGGUUGAUCCUCAGUUUGAAGCCACAUGGUAUUAUCCAGAGGAUGAGGUGAUGAAUUGGUGGCCCAAUGGCAUGGGUGAACAGUAUCAAUAUCGGACAUAUGCUGAAUGUAUGGAUGAGGAUGGAUUAUACACCAUAGAAAAAUAUAUUGGCUAUAGGAGAAUUAAUAUAGUUCAAGUACCUGUGGCAGAAGAUGCAGAGAAAGGUCUUAGUUUCUACUUAGAGGUCAAUGGUGUUCCAGUUUUUGCAAAGGGCAGUAACUGGAUACCAUCUCAUGUGCUUGCAGAAAUGAGUGCUGAUCCGAACAGGAUCAGAAAUCUACUAACUGCUGCCAAGAAUGCUAAUAUGAAUAUGCUACGCAUAUGGGGAGGAGGGUUGUAUGAAUCUGAUUUGUUCUAUCAGAUUGCUGAUGAAAUGGGAAUAAUGAUAUGGCAUGAUUUCAUGUUUGCCUGUAAUAUGUACCCAACAAACCCAAGGUUCCUGGAUAAUGUUGCAGCUGAAAUUACUGAGCAAAUUGUACGGCUAAUGCAUCACCCAAGCAUUGUUGUUUGGGCUGGCAACAAUGAAAAUGAAGGUGCACUCAGGGAUAACUGGUAUGGCACAGGGUCAAACUUUAGCCUUUACUACUCUGACUAUGUUAAACUAUAUGUUGAUACAAUUGGCGAAGUAGUACAAGCAUUAGACACAACCAGACCAUUUGUUUUCUCAAGUCCAUCCAAUGGCCUUAAAACCAUAGAAGAGGGAUAUGUUUCUCAGACACCAGGGGAUUCCUUGUAUGGUGAUGUUCACUAUUAUAAUUAUAAUGAUGAUGGCUGGAACUACACAACUUUCCCAACUCCUCGGUUUGCUUCUGAGUAUGGUUUCCAAUCAUUACCAUCAAUCUAUACAUUAUCUUCAAUAGCAAUACCUUCAGACCUAAGUGUUGGCAGUGAACUCAUGCAAAGAAGACAGCACCAUCUUAAUGGUUAUGAGGAAAUGGCUCAGCAAAUAAGCAGGCACCUUCCUCUUCCAGAUGACUAUGACACUGAAGAAAAUUUCCGAACUUUCAUUUACUUCAGCCAGAUUAACCAGGCAAUGUCGACAAAGGUGGAAACAGAGCACUACAGAAGGAAUCGUAAUAAGCUUACCGAUGCUGGAGAAGGAUAUACAAUGGGGGCAUUGUACUGGCAACUGAAUGACAUUUGGGAGGCUCCAUCAUGGUCUUCCAUAGAUUUUCAUGGCAACUGGAAGAUGCUUCAUUAUUAUGCAAAGAACUUUUUUGCUAAUGUUCUUGUGUCACCAUACAUCACUCCUGAAGGAGAGCUGGUAGUGAGUCUUAUCUCUGACCUGCCAUAUGAAAUGGAUACUGUUGUACUUAGCAUUUAUGUGUACCGCUGGGACAGCUUUGAGUUUGACAUAGCUAUUAUAGGAGCACAUAGACUGCCAGCUGCCACAGCAUAUGAUGCAUACAACGAAACACUGGAAAAUAUCCUGGAAGGUACAACAUGCGGUGCUGAUGGCGGUACAAAAGACGCGUGUCUAUUAUAUUUCACUUUAGAAGAUGACACAUUAACAAAAAAAAUCAGUCCAGAUAACUUUAUAUUUCUUAGUGAAAUAAAUUCAGCAAUUGGAAUCAGUGAUCCUUCAUUAAAUAUAACAUCUGUGACUGGCCCAUAUCAAGUGUCUGGCAGUGAUACUUACACAUAUAAUAUCACCGUUUCAUCCAAUGCUAUAGCUCCUUUUGUGUGGUUGGAAGCAGAAAAUAUCAAUGGGUUUUUCUCAGACAAUGGAUUUAUUAUUCUCCAACCAGUCACUGAACUUCAGUUUUACACAACUCAGGAGACAACAGCUGAAGAAUUGGAAAGUGCUCUUUCUGUCACAUCUGUCAUGAGCUCAUUUCAUUAAUCUCAUUGUAUCAUAUUAGUAAAUGUAAUUAUGUUUAAUAUAACAUCCA